Messenger RNA from Hyaloscypha bicolor E, 549 nucleotides. Its product is annotated as peptidyl-prolyl cis-trans isomerase H. Gene Ontology annotation, biological process: protein peptidyl-prolyl isomerization; protein folding. Gene Ontology annotation, molecular function: peptidyl-prolyl cis-trans isomerase activity. Gene Ontology annotation, cellular component: intracellular membrane-bounded organelle. Lineage: Eukaryota; Fungi; Ascomycota; Leotiomycetes; Helotiales; Hyaloscyphaceae. Bases 1 to 549 code for a protein of 182 amino acids. The record is from RefSeq and is a predicted model, not a curated record. The transcript is spliced from 4 exons.
AUGCCUCCCACGCAGCUCCCUGCAUCAGGAAAUCCGGUGGUGUUCUUUGAUAUCACAUUAGGAGGAGAGCCCCUAGGCCGCAUAAAAUUCGAGCUCUUCGCCGAUGUCGUCCCCAAGACCGCAGAGAACUUCCGUCAGUUCUGUACUGGGGAGACGAAGAACCAUCUAGGACGGCCGCAGGGUUAUAAAGGGAGUAAAUUCCACCGGAUCAUCAAAGAUUUCAUGUGCCAAGGCGGCGACUUCCUCAACGGCGACGGCACGGGCAGCACCAGCAUCUACGGCACCAAGACCUUCGCAGACGAGAACUUCACCCUCAAGCACGACAUCCCGGGCCUGCUAUCCAUGGCCAACGCGGGUCCGAACGGCAACGGGUCGCAGUUCUUCAUCACUACCGUGCCUACCCCUUUCCUCGAUGGAAAACAUGUGGUUUUUGGCAAGGUAGUAGACGGCAUGGAUGUCGUCAAGAAGAUGGAGAAUACGAAGACCGGGUAUAGGGGCAAAGAUACGCCGAAUUUGGAUGUCGUUAUUAGCAUGUGUGGGGAGAUGUGA